CAUAACAGUAAGAGAGAGAGAAAUUAAAGAGAGAGAGAGUAUCUUGAUAUAAUAAUGUCGGGUUUCCUCAACUUCCGCGGUAGUUUCUCAAGAAAGUCGUCUUCGCCGGCGGCGGCGGCGGUUAAGGAAAGGCCGAAAAAGACGGCGACAUCCACGCAGGUUUUCCAACCAAACAUGGACGACAUGAGAAAGGUGUUCAGCAGGUACGACACCAACGGGGACGGGAGAAUCUCUAUGGAGGAGUUCAAGCUGGCGAUGCAGGUGAUCGGCGGCGGCGGCACGGAGGCGGCCGGGGCGUUCGAGGCGGCGGACUCCGACGGAGACGGCUACAUAGACUUCCAGGAGUUCAUCGCCGUCCACAACCUGGGAGGGGGGAUCAGCAAAGCUGACAUCAAGAACGCAUUCACGGUGUUCGACUUGGACGGGAACGGAAAAAUCAGCGCCGAGGAACUGUUGCAGGUGCUGCGGAGGAUGGGAGAGAGGUGUAACUUGGAUUCUUGCCGGAAAAUGGUGAAGGGUGUCGAUUCCGACGGCGAUGGACUGAUUGAUAUCAAGGAAUUUACGAAGAUGAUGACGGCCGCCGGCACCACCAAACGUUUCUAAUUUAUUUGUUACGAGGAUGUUUUGUGUUUAUGCAGACAAACUUCAACAACUAAGGGAGAUGGUUUACUUGUUUCCAGUCAA
Molecule: messenger RNA, 684 nt
Organism: Ipomoea nil (Japanese morning glory)
Lineage: Eukaryota; Viridiplantae; Streptophyta; Magnoliopsida; Solanales; Convolvulaceae
Product: calmodulin-like protein 1
Exons: 1
Coding region: 55-603 (182 amino acids)
Molecular function (GO): calcium ion binding
Source: RefSeq, a predicted model, not a curated record